AUGUAGUAAAUAGAAGAACUUAUAUGUCCAGAAUGCCAAAUGAUGUUUAAUGAGUAUGACAAUUUACCAUUGAUGCUUCCAGAUUGUGGACAUACAAUAUGUUAAAUUUUAUAUUGUGUCCAGAAGAUGGGUAAACUGAUUAUUUAUAAAAGUAUCAUGGCUAAAAAUAAAAGUGACAUCUCACAAUUUCCAAAGAACUGCUAAUUGUUAAAAAUGGUCAUUAAACAUAAAGCCUAAUACUAGUAAAGUAGAUAAUCAGCAAGAAAUGACGAUAGUGAUAUAGGUUAUCAACUCUAAUUGAACAACUUAAUUUCAAAUGAUAUUCCAAAUGAUUUAUGCUAGGAACAUCUAGAAAAAUUGGAAAUAGUAUGUUUUACAGAUCAAGUAAGAAUUUGUACAAGAUGUGCUUUAUUUGGAUAACAUCGACAUCAUGAGGUUCGUUCUGUUGAUGACGUUGUAAAAGAGAUAACCCAAAAAGCUGAAAAUAUAAUGCAGAUAUAUUAAAAGAUACUCUAAAAAUAAUGUGAAUUAACUGAGUCAAAAUAUUUUGAACCACUAUAGGAAAGAUUUUCAAUUGUACUAGCCGAGAGUCAUAAUACAGUCAAGGAAAAAUUCAAAGAACUGCAUUAAUUAUUAGAUCUCAAAGAACAAAGACUUAUUGAAUAAUUAACCACAUUAACAUAAUCAUUAGAACAAUAAACAAAAAAGUAAAUUAAAGAAUUGUUGCAAAGUUCAUUAUCUUAAGCGGAAUUAUGGAAGAUUACAGCUAAGGAUCGAUUGGUUUAUUUCUCAACAAAAACAGAAAAUGGAGAAUUGCCUUUAGAUUUAUUAAAUAAUCAAGAUUAUGCUUGUGUAGACAAGGGAAAGGGAAUUCAAGAGGAAUUGGAGAAGAUAUAAAAAUAAUUAGAUCUUAAACUAUAGAAUAUCAAAAUAAAGAAAUUAAGAGUUGAUCUCAAAAAGACAGAAAUCGAUAAGAGUUUUGAUAAUCUCUUUACCAUUACAUUAUAAUUGAGUAGAGUCAAUAAUCCCACCAAUAUGACCAAAAGUAGUUAAAUUUUAAAAACUUCCAAUUCUUUAACAGAUUCAACAUUAUUGUAGGACAUUAAAAGAAAUGAGAGUUUUAGUAAAUUAUGUGGCUAGGAUGUUUUCUCAAGUUUUUGUUAAGAUGAACCAAUGCUACUUAAAGAUAUAUUUAUGGCAGAUUGGAGUGAGAGUCUUAUGGAAGAAACCACAAAUAUUACUCAAGUGAGAAGUCCAAAUAGAAGUAGUUUAGAAUAAGAAGAUUUUGUUAAAAAUAAAAUGGGAUCUGGGUUGAAGGAACUAAAAGAAAUUUAACCUGUGUCGGUUUCUUAAAAUAUUUAAUCAACCACUCCAACAAAACCAGAGAGAAUUUAGAUUAGGGCUUUAGAGAAAUUAAAAGGAUCUUUUUAAUAACCAAGCCCUGGUAGGAGGGAUAUAGAAUAGGUUAAUUCCAUCAGACAAGGAAUUAGUCCUAAUACUAAAAUUUAGGAUUGCAAGAGGAAAAAAAGUUUAAGAUCAAUGAGAAAUUUGAAAGUGUCUGGCAGUCAUUUAAAAAUGAUAAUUUAGAAAUAGCUGAUUUCUCAAGUGCAGACUUGGGAGAUGAAGGGUUAUAAUUUAUUGGUGAUAUUCUCAGAAUAUCGAAGAGAGUUAAACAACUUAAAUUGGUGA
Molecule: messenger RNA, 1689 nt
Organism: Paramecium tetraurelia
Lineage: Eukaryota; Ciliophora; Oligohymenophorea; Peniculida; Parameciidae
Exons: 3
Molecular function (GO): zinc ion binding
Source: RefSeq, a predicted model, not a curated record